AUGGCCAAAAAGAAGUCCAAGCAGACACAGACUCCCCCGCCGAAAGAGACGCCUUCCGGGGAGACGGGCAAGAAGGGCCCCAUAGAUGCUGCUACGCGCAAGGCCGGUCGGUCUGCCGUGGCGCAAUCGUCGAGCUGGACAGGCAAGCUUCCGGGAUCACUACUCCAUGAGCAUUGUCAGAAACAAAAGUGGCAGAAAGUCGAAUAUGACAUGAAGAAGACCAAAGAUGGAUUUAUUGGCAUUGCCAAGCUUGCGUGGAAAAAUCCAAAAACCCAGGAAACGAUAGAAGUCCGAAUGGUUCCAAGUCAAGUGAUCAAACCCCAAGAGACUGCUCUGGAAGCUCGACAUUACGCUGCCACCUAUGCUUUGCAUCGCAUCGCGUCCGAUAAAAAUAUCCACAUGGUGUUACCGACUAAUCACAAGCAGCUGUGGGCAGACUUGGAAGCCGAGAGGAAAAACCUCGUCAAGCAAGACCCAGAAAAAGCCAAACGCGAAUACUGCUCAGACCCCUUCAGCAUGAUUCUUGAGCAGCGCAAAAUGCAGGAGAAAAGACAAAAAGAUCAGGAAGCACGAAGACAAGCAGAUCUGAAAAAUAAGAAGCCAGUAAUCUCCAUUGGCGUCAGUAAACCGCAGCCGCAGGUUUCCAGAACGGAGAAAUAUGUUUCUGAUCAGAUGCGGUUUCCUAGAAAAGUAUGGGAUAAUACUGUUUUUAUUGAUCUAAGGCCAGAAAUAAGGGCCUUGGUCGAGGACUGUAUCCGGCACCACAUUGGAUGGUCGGAAGAGCAGAUUGAGGGUGAAAACUCCAAAGUUGAUGCCAAAGCGUUGGAAGCACUAGGGUUCAGGAAAUUGCACGUUGCAGAGUCUCUGAAGUAUACAAAUACGUUUACCGACGCUUUAGAGUGGCUCAUUUUCCAUAUUCCCGAAGACGAUCUUCCGCCUCUUUUUGUGAAGGACAGCAAGGACUCGAACGUUGAGCUAACUAUUAGCAAAGACUUUAAAAAGGAGAAUAUUGUCAAGAGACUCAGAGAGGGAGGGUUCAGUGUGAACCAAAUAGAGACGGCCAUUAGCGCCUGUGGAUACGACGAAAUCCUUUUAGGGGCAUAUCUGACGUCUACGCUUAUUGACUUUGAGACCGACGCUCAAGAACCGGACUCGGCUGAAAUCUGGCAGGAGGAACUCGACGGACUGGUAGCCAUUUACGGAGACGAAAAAGUAAAGCGAUUAAAGGAGAACAUGGCUGAAGUCUCCCUGCAUCCAGAGGGAAUUGACGAAGGUCUUCUCGCGCUAAAGGUUUACAAAAGCCCCAACUAUCCCCAAUCUUUCCCGGGCCUGCAUUUGGUGGUGAAAAACAGCUCCUACAAAUUAGCCAACUACAUCAAAAUAUCCAUCAUCACAAGACUCCUGUUUUACAUUGUGGAGAACAACGUUCUUGGCAUGCCGAUGAUCUUCAACUGCAUUGAGUGGUUGGAGCAGAACAUUCUUCAGAUCGUUGAAAAUCCGGGUCCCCUGGUGAAAGCUACCGUCAAAAGAGAACGCCGGCCGACCGAGAGCACUUCGUCGUUCAAGAACGUCAAGCGGCAGCGCCCAAAAAUCUCCAGAGACCUGAAUCGUCUCUCCAGCGACUACGCGGCCAGAAUCCAACUAUCCGAAUAUAAAGAGAUGGUUGGAAAGCGUGCCAAGCUGCCUGCGUGGCAGAAAAAAGAGCAGCUUGUUUCUGUCAUUAACAGCAACCGUAUCUGUCUCAUCACUGGAGAAACUGGUUCAGGAAAGUCCACACAGAUUGUGCAAUUUAUCUUGGACCAGCUCAAUAGCCAAAACGAUUUCUCCACCAACAUAAUUUGCACUCAGCCAAGGAGAAUUUCUACCAUUGGGCUGGCGGACAGAAUUUCGGACGAACGAGUCAGCACAUGUGGCAGCGAGGUCGGAUACAUAAUUAGGGGCGAAAACAAAACAUCCAAAGACACUCGAAUCACAUUUGUCACAACAGGAGUUCUGCUGAGGAUGAUCCAAGGAAUUGUCAGCAACAAAGACGCAAACAACACGCUUUUCGAGAACCUGGGCUACAUCUUUGUUGACGAGGUGCACGAGCGAUCUGUGGAUGGAGACUUCUUGCUGAUUAUCCUGAAAAAAAUCCUUAAAAUGUACCCAAAGCUCAAGGUGGUGCUGAUGUCUGCCACCAUUGACAUUUCCGUGUUUGACAAGUACUUUGAGUCCGGGGUUUCUCACGUCCACAUAGAGGGCAGGACGUUCCCUAUUCAGGAUUACUAUCUGAAUGAUAUUCUAGAAGAUUUGCAAUUUACAGUGACAAUGAGAAACGGAGACGAAAUCCAGCCAAAGGCCGACUCAAAAUAUUUCGAGCUGGGAAAUAUCAAUUACGACCUGAUUGCCGCGUUGGUGGAGAAAAUUGACGCCGACCUGCGCGCACAGUCAAACAACGGAUCCAUACUGAUCUUCUUGCCUGGAGUGAUGGAAAUCAGCAAGUGUCUGGCGAAAAUAAAUGGUCCUUUCUGGACACUGCCUCUGCACUCUGCGCUCAGCUCCAAGGACCAGAAACGGAUUUUCAGACCUCCUCCUCAAGGGAAGAGAAAGGUUGUUGCUUCCACAAAUGUUGCGGAGACGUCUAUCACGAUUCCUGACGCUGUGGUGGUGAUUGACACUGGAAGGGUGAAAAGCGUCCAUUUUGACUCGGCUUCUAACUCGACAAAACUGGUGGAGUCCUGGGCCUCGCAAGCAGAAUGUGGACAGAGACGAGGAAGGGCAGGACGUAUCCAAAACGGGUUCUGCUACAAGCUCUUCACCAAGGAAACAGAGACCAAGACAAUGCGCAAACACCCUAUUCCUGAGAUCAAGCGCACAAGACUGGAGAAUUUGUACCUGGUGGUCAAGUCCAUGGGCAUCAAAAACGUCCACGAUUUCCUGAAGUUGGGUCUGGACCCGCCAGACGUGGAAAAUGUCGAAAGCUCCAAACAGCUGCUGACAGAAAUGGGCGCGUUGCACAACGAUAACUUGACAAAACUGGGAUCGUAUUUGUCAACGCUGCCAACAGACCUAAAGUCUGGCAAGCUGCUUCUUUUUGGCGUUCUUUUCAAAUGUCUGGAUAGCUGUCUCACUCUAGCAGCCAUCGGAGUGACAGGAAACCCAUUCAUGGUGAGAAUGGAGAACCGCGAUGAGGUGAAAAGAGUCCAGAACAAAUUCGCCAAAGGCUACGGAGACUUCAUUGCUAUUCUGAACGCUUUCAAUGAGUACCAGAACUUGGAUCCCAGAAAUCAACGCCGCUGGCUGGAGGAGAAUUAUCUGUCCUAUUUGACCAUGAACGAAAUCCAGUCGACAAGAACGCAGUACAUUUCUGCCUUGCAAGAUCUUGGCUUCAUCCCCAUGGACUAUCUGAGAUCCAAAUCCUCGAUUAUUCUCAACAAAAACUCGGCUAAUUACCAGAUACUCAGCUCAUUGAUAUGCUCUUCGGCGUACCCCCAAAUCGCAAGAGUACAAUAUCCAGAUCCCAAAUACAUGGCAAGCGUUGCUGGAUCGAUUUCCCUAGACCCCGACGCAAAGAGUAUUAAGUUCUGGAUCAGGAACGAAAAAUACAUCAAAAAUCAUGACGACCAGCUUCCUGCUACCCGAGCUUUUCUCCACCCCUCAUCAACGCUGUUUAGCGUUAAAAACUCAGCUGGGUCAGGUGGAGAGCCGCUUGUGGAGGACGAGAACGGCAACGUCGUUUUCACACCUACAGAGUCCAAUAAUUUGACCUCUCAUUUCGUCACUUACGGAGCGUCGCACACCACAACCAAGCUUUACAUCAAAGACGUGACGCCCGUUUCUAUUCUAGCGGUCCUGCUAUUUGGUGGUUCGAUAUCGUACGAUCUUAGUACCGUCUCGUCCGGCAAACCAUCUCCAGGUGUUGUCAUGGGACAGUGGCUACCUAUAAGAACAUGGUGCAAAAACGCAGUCCUGAUCACGAAAAUGAGACAUCUGCUUGACGAGGCCCUCAAUGAGCGGUUCUCGCAACCACAUUAUGACCAGAUGAACGAGUUCAGCGACGAGGUGUUGAAAACAGUGGAAAAAAUCAUAGCAAUGGAACUGAAAUGA
Ogataea angusta is the source of this 4086-nucleotide messenger RNA. RefSeq lists its product as uncharacterized. Gene Ontology annotation, cellular component: intracellular anatomical structure. Lineage: Eukaryota; Fungi; Ascomycota; Pichiomycetes; Pichiales; Pichiaceae. The record is from RefSeq and is a predicted model, not a curated record. The coding region runs from base 1 to 4086 and encodes 1361 amino acids. Gene Ontology annotation, molecular function: protein binding; ATP binding; RNA binding. The transcript has a single exon.